CAGCCGGUGCUGCGCUGGAAACCCGGGUUCUCCCGGAAGUGGCCGGGACCUCUCUGUCGGGGUCCCCUCUGUCCCGCUGCUGCUGAGGGCCGCGGGGGCGGAGGCGAUGGCGGAGGCGGCGCUGCUGCUGCUGCCAGAGACGGCGGCGGACCGGGACGCCCGCGAGAAGCUGGCUCUCUGGGAUCGGAGACCAGACUCGACGGCGCCGCUGACCGACAGGCAGACCGACUCGGUGCUGGAGCUGAAGGCGGCGGCGGAGAACCUGCCGGUGCCGGAUGAGCUCCCAAUUGAAGACUUGUGCAGUUUAACCUCCCAGUCGCUGCCUGUUCAACUGACUUCAAUAGUGCCUGAAUCUACAGAAGACAUUCUCUUGAAGGGUUUCACUUCCUUAGGAAUGGAAGAAGAAAGAAUUGAAACCGCACAGCAGUUUUUCUCAUGGUUUGCAAAGCUGCAAACUCAGAUGGAUCAAGAUGAAGGGACUAAAUACAGACAGAUGAGGGAUUACUUGUCUGGGUUUCAGGAGCAGUGUGAUGCCAUAUUGAAUGAUGUGAACAAUGCUCUUCAGCAUCUGGAGUCUUUGCAGAAACAGUAUCUUUUUGUGUCCAAUAAGACAGGAACCCUACACGAAGCCUGUGAACAGCUCCUAAAAGAACAGUCGGAACUUGUUGAUUUAGCUGAAAACAUUCAACAAAAGCUUUCCUAUUUUAAUGAAUUGGAAACUAUUAAUACAAAAUUGAAUUCUCCAACAUUGUCUGUGAAUAGUGAAGGAUUUAUACCUAUGCUGGCCAAGUUAGAUGAUUGUAUAGCAUAUAUCUCCUCUCAUCCUAAUUUUAAAGAUUAUCCUGUAUAUUUGCUGAAGUUUAAACAAUGUCUUGCUAAAGCUUUGCACCUUAUGAAGACGUAUACUGUGAACACACUGCAGACCCUCACCAAUCAGCUACUGAAAAGGGAUCCUUCCUCUGUACCUAAUGCAGACAAUGCCUUCACACUAUUUUAUGUGAAAUUUCGAGCUGCUGCCCCUAAAGUCAGAACUCUUAUUGAACAAAUAGAGCAACGAUCUGAAAACAUACCUGAAUACCAACAGCUGCUGAGUGAUAUCCACCAAUGUUACCUUGAUCAGCGGGAGCUGCUUUUGGGCCCUAGUAUUGCUUGUACUGUCACAGAGCUAACCAGCCAAAACAACAGAGAUCAUUGUGCCUUGGUUCGCAGUGGCUGUGCCUUUAUGGUCCAUGUAUGCCAGGAUGAACAUCAGCUUUACAAUGAAUUUUUUACAAAACCCACAUCAAAAUUAGAUGAACUUUUGGAGAAACUGUGUGUGUCAUUGUAUGAUGUCUUCAGGCCAUUGAUCAUUCAUGUUAUUCACCUAGAGACUCUGUCAGAACUUUGUGGGAUUCUGAAAAAUGAGGUCCUUGAAGAUCACGUACAGAACAAUGCUGAACAGCUGGGAGCAUUUGCAGCUGGAGUAAAGCAGAUGUUGGAAGAUGUGCAGGAGCGGCUCGUCUACCGAACCCAUAUCUACAUUCAGACAGACAUCACUGGCUACAAACCAGCCCCUGGAGACCUGGCCUAUCCCGAGAAGUUAGUCAUGAUGGAGCAAAUUGCACAAAGUUUAAAAGAUGAACAGAAGAAAGUACCCUCUGAAGCUUCAUUUUCAGAUGUUCAGCUAGAAGAAGCAGAAGCUAACAGUCUCACAAAAUCUGUUUCAGGUUCAACAGAAUCCCUCAAUCCUAGACCACAAACCACAAUUUCUCCAGCAGAUCUUCAUGGAAUGUGGUAUCCUACAGUUCGAAGAACUCUUGUCUGUCUCUCCAAGUUGUACAGAUGCAUAGAUAGGGCAGUGUUCCAAGGAUUAUCACAGGAAGCGUUGUCUGCCUGCAUUCAGUCUUUACUUGGAGCAUCAGAGUCCAUCAGCAAAAACAAGACUCAGGUUGAUGGACAGCUUUUCCUAAUUAAGCACCUCUUGAUUCUUCGGGAACAGAUCGCUCCGUUUCACACUGAAUUCACCAUUAAGGAAAUUUCCCUGGACCUCAAGAGAACUAGAGAUGCAGCAUUUAAAAUCCUGAACCCCAUGACGGUACCAAGAUUUUUUAGGCUGAACAGCAACAAUGCCUUGAUAGAGUUCUUGUUGGAGGGUACUCCCGAGAUACGAGAACAUUACCUUGACUCUAAAAAAGACGUAGACCGCCAUCUGAAGUCGGCCUGUGAGCAGUUUAUUCAGCAGCAGACCAAGCUGUUUGUAGAGCAGCUGGAGGAGUUCAUGACAAAGGUCUCAGCAUUAAAAACAAUGGCCAGCCAGGGAGGCCCCAAGUAUACUCUCUCACAGCAGCCUUGGGCACAACCAGCAAAGGUCGGUGACCUUGUGGCUACUGCCUAUAAGACAAUAAAAGCAAAGUUGCCUUUGACGUUGAGAAGUAUGUCAUUGUACCUAUCUAAUAAAGAUACCGAGUUCAUCUUGUUUAAACCUGUUAGGAAUAAUGUUCAGCAAGUCUUCCAGAAGCUCCAUGCUCUGUUAAAGGAAGAGUUCAGCCCCGAAGACAUGCAGAUCAUUUCCUGCCCUACUAUGGAGCAGCUGAACCUGCUGCUGAUGGUUUCCAAGUAAGCCGGCCAGUCGGGCUGUGCCUGCCCAUGGUCUGUCCCGGAGGAGUGGCCCGAGAAGUCUGGCGGCCUGCAGGACACUGAGGAAUCGGAUGUGGGAACAGCCUCGAGGACCACACAGGAGUGCUGCUCAGUGCCGGCUACAAAUGCAGUAUAAGCAAAGUGGUAAAAGAUCGCUGUUUCCCAUUUCAGAACAUCAAAAUGCCAAAGAUUGAUUGACGAGCGGUGGUAACUGCCCCCUUGAAUGGUCCCAAGAAGUGUGUGAGAGAGGUCGCUAUGGCAGGCACACAGUGAAAUGUUUCUUCAUGAAAGAUGCGCAAUGAAAGUGGGUUACCCUAAGUGAAGUUUGCGAAAAGACAGCUAAUUAGAAAGCUUCGAAGAGCCGAGGUUGCUAACGCAUGAAACCCUGCACCACUUUGAACCAUUGAGCAUUCCACAGUGACGUUUUUACUUCCAGAAAUGUUAUUUCUACACUCUAUUUAAUGUGAUGUUUCUCCUGUCAUUUUUGAAGCUUAGUUUGGAGUAGGUUGGUUGCUUGCGACAACACAGUUUUGCUUUCCUGGGAACUCGGCAUGUUAUCUUUCUCCAUGUCUGACAUGAGGUGGUUACAGAAGCAAGAACCUCAUCUAAGGCCCCAGUAGCUGUACUCCCUGAGUUGCUUAGGUGCAGAGUGUUCAAAGGCAGUAGCCACGUGCAGUUCUCUGGUGAGGAUCUCCAUGGUACGCCAGUCAGUGCUUGUGAGUGGGAAUUACCAGUGCAGGUGUUCUUACCUUGGGCCCAUAAAGCAGAGAAGGAAAGCCGGUGAGUAGCGCAUCUCAUGGAUGCAGGACAGGGCUGGCAGACGGCUGUACGCGGCCCUCGUUUUCAGGAGUGCUUUGCAGAGUGAAUGCUUUCAUGUCCUGUCUGUCCAGCUGGCUGAGCUGUGCUGUGCUGCGUCCCAGCCUCGUGGAUCUCCAGCCCAGAAUGCAUUUUAGCAACAAACACGGGCUAACAAACACUACCCACACCUAAGAACCGCCACACGCUAUCAGGGAUCACAAAAUAAAUUAUGCGCACCUGGGAAUUUUCCUACAAAUAUCCCUUUCCUGAUUGGAUAGGUUUUAUCUCCAGUGUUAUAGCAGGUGUAGCUGCUUCUUGUUUCAAAAAGAAUUCUCAGUUACUCAGACACUGGUCUGGAGGAGGAUAUUGCCAAGGGCUCUGGGACAGGGCCAGUGACCUCGGAAGUACUUAACAGGUGGUGCCUGUAACUCAUGAGACAAGCCGGUAGCUGCAUUUCUCAGCCUUGAAAGAGGCUGCUUUGAGUGUGCGGCUGGCUUAAGUGUCCUGAUGUCUGUCACUUGUAACGGGUCACUUGUUUCUCAACUCAGUUUAAGUUGGUGAUGGACGUUGUUUGAUAGAGCUUAUUACAACCGUUUGGGGAAGGUAUAAGGUGAGAGGGUCCAUAUGCAGUCUUUGCCAUGAAAUGAAUGAAUUAGGAAGAUUGUAUUUACUUCCACUUACUGUUUAAAAUACAUGUUUAAUGAAAUGAACUGUAAAAUACCAGUUUUGUGUAGUAUAUGUACAUUUGAUUUUUAAAUAACCUUUCCAAAGAAAUGUGGGUUUGAUUAUUGUACAGUACUGUGACUGGUUUUGUUUGAUGUACAGAGCAGAGUGUGUUCUUAAAUAUAAAAGUAUUUAACAGCACUUGUUCUUGUGUUUUGGUCUUAAGUUUCUGAAACACUCAAACAUCUUAAAAAGUGCUGAGUAGGUAGUAGUGAUCCAACUUGUUUGCUAAAUGACUAUUUGUUUAAAUCUGUACAGUUUCAAGUAUUUCCUUAUACAAAGAGUGUAUAUACUUUCAAAUAAUUUAAAAUGCUUUAUAUUAUUUGGCUAGAAAUUGCUGUUUUUAAUAAAUGUGAAUUUUUUUAAAAAUAAAGAUUUUUGCUUUCUA
Lepus europaeus (European hare) is the source of this 4525-nucleotide messenger RNA. RefSeq names its product component of oligomeric golgi complex 3 (gene COG3). The record is from RefSeq and is a predicted model, not a curated record. Gene Ontology annotation, biological process: intracellular protein transport; Golgi organization; intra-Golgi vesicle-mediated transport. The transcript is spliced from 23 exons. Lineage: Eukaryota; Metazoa; Chordata; Mammalia; Lagomorpha; Leporidae. Gene Ontology annotation, cellular component: cis-Golgi network; COG complex; membrane. Bases 107 to 2599 code for a protein of 830 amino acids.